AUGGCCAUUGUUCCUUAUGUUGCACCGAUAGAUGUCAAGCAGGGCGAUGACUCCGACCGUGAGACUUGUAGCAGGGCCGCAGAUUCAUUGAUUGUACGUGGUGUAAUGGCACGUAAGGAUCGGAAGAGAAAGAAGAAGCCUGAAUUCGUGACACCUGUGUCGACACCGCGAAUUGAGAAAGCGAGAAAAACACGGAGGGCGAAAGGAAAGUCAGCGGUCGACGUCAAUAAUGAGCAGGAACCAUUUGUCGUCGGCGACGAUGGGGACUCGGAUGCUAAGGUUGUAGCAGACCCUGGAGCACAAAAGUGGGAGGGAUAUCGCAAUAAUGGCAGCUACUGUGGAAAGGGUUCCUUAUCUGAGGAUGAGACGAACACCAUUGAACAUUUUCUCGCGUCAUUCGCUGGCGUCGUGUCUGUCUCGUCCGAUGCCGUUUUAGAACUACUGUUUGACGAAGCUGUGAAAGGCGAAGUCAUCGACGCGUACCUAUAUCAUCUAUGCAGCAAUGAAUAUCAGCUCCAACACAAUCCGCAGGUGCGGUGUGGUUGUGUGCCAUGGUUCGUAGCGAAAGCCGUGAACGACGCGCUAUCACGACCAAGCAGGGGAGCGAAAAAGCCGAGCAUCAAUAAGGGUAAUGUACUCGCGUUUGCCAACUCGCUGCAAGUGACCGUAGGCCAAGAGAUUGCCGGAAUCAUGGACAAAAUCCGGUCUGGGUGCCGGUACAUAUUUCUACCCGUACACACCCGGUUCCACUGGCAUCUCUGCAUACUGGAUACCGUCAAACGUGUUGUGUUGGAGUGUAACUCAAUGCGCGACCCCUUCGGCCAGGGGAAUGCAAAGAAAUUGACGCGAUUUUUAUCGUUGUAUAUGAACGCGUCACGACUAUGGCCUAUGGUCAGCGACAUGCCCGAGUACAUUAGAUGCCGACACCAGGGUGAAACGUUGGACUGUGGACCUUUAGUCUGCAUGUUCGCAGAGUGUUAUGCGCGGGCAGGUCCAGAUGUCAAUCUCGUUGGUGUCCUCGGCGAGGACUUCGGCGAUGUCAAGAGCUACCGAGGCACGAUUGCAGCGAGGAUAUUGAAAGGUCCCCCCUUCUGA
Andrographis paniculata is the source of this 1095-nucleotide messenger RNA. RefSeq lists its product as uncharacterized. NCBI's taxonomy places the organism in Eukaryota, Viridiplantae, Streptophyta, Magnoliopsida, Lamiales, Acanthaceae. Bases 1 to 1095 code for a protein of 364 amino acids. The record is from RefSeq and is a predicted model, not a curated record. The transcript is spliced from 6 exons. Gene Ontology annotation, molecular function: cysteine-type peptidase activity. Gene Ontology annotation, biological process: proteolysis.